Drosophila teissieri is the source of this 733-nucleotide messenger RNA. RefSeq lists its product as uncharacterized. The transcript is spliced from 4 exons. Lineage: Eukaryota; Metazoa; Arthropoda; Insecta; Diptera; Drosophilidae. Bases 222 to 575 code for a protein of 117 amino acids. The record is from RefSeq and is a predicted model, not a curated record.
GGAGAAUAUCAGAUACCAGGGGUGGGAUCCCAAACUGGCGAUAUACGUCCAAGGGGUCGUUGAAGACUUCCGCAGUAAACAAUUCUAAAACGACGCUCGUGCCCAUGGCAACAGUUGUCUAGAUAGCCCCCGGUUCUCUAAUACUACUCUUUAUCUGCCAGGGGAAAGCAUUCUCAAUUGUACACAUUCGAUUUAAUGCACUACUAAUCCAAACACACACCAUGGCCGAUGAUGAGGAUAAACCAAAGAAGCACACGCUGGACACCCUGUUCAUGGUGUAUGCCAAUUUCCAGGUUAUACCCACCGACAUCGAGAACGAGGUCUUCGACAGCAUACUCCUCUCGCAACUGGACGCCUGGCUGGAGCAGGCCAAGCUCAUGCCCAAUCCCAUCACUCGAACUCAAACGGGCCUCAUUUACAUGCGAUACAAGAAGUGGCGAUUGGAGUACGAAGACUUUCUGGAGGUUCUGAACAACUUGGCCUCCGAUAACAACCUGCAAAUAGACGACAUGAAGCAAAUAAUGGUCGACGCUGGAGUCCCGAACGGUGCCGAUGUGGUUAUAGUCGUCAAGUAGACUGCAUCAUCACUGCCUUUUAUUUACAUACAUAAAAAAGUCGCACAACAAAUUAUUAAUAGUAACAAUUGCAUAAAGGAGUAAUUUUGAUUAGUUAAAUUGUUCACAAAAAUUAUAGUACAGUAUAAAAGCGUUCAACAAAGAGCCUCUAAACCCAA